Molecule: messenger RNA, 1653 nt
Organism: Trypanosoma theileri
Lineage: Eukaryota; Euglenozoa; Kinetoplastea; Trypanosomatida; Trypanosomatidae
Product: putative cationic amino acid transporter
Exons: 1
Coding region: 1-1653 (550 amino acids)
Biological process (GO): transmembrane transport; amino acid transport
Cellular component (GO): membrane
Molecular function (GO): amino acid transmembrane transporter activity
Source: RefSeq, a predicted model, not a curated record
AUGGAUUUAGUUACUAGUACUGAAAGUAGUUUGGGUGUUUCUUUCUUUCGUAACAUCUUUCGAAGAAGAUGCCUUUACGCGACUGUUGCGGCGUUAGAAAACAGCCAAUUUCGACGCACGCUCGGUUUGCGCUCUCUUGUGAGUCUUGGUGUCGGUGCCGUUGUUGGGGCCGGUGUUUUUGUGAUUACAGGUCAGGCUGCUGCGCUUUACGCUGGUCCUGCUCUCAGUAUCUCAUUUUUAUUAUGUGUAUUUCCGUGUCUCUUUACUGCACUCUGUUACGGAGAACUGGCAGCCAUGCUUCCUGUAGCGGGUAGCGCAUAUACACACGCGGCUGUGGCACUUGGAGAAUAUGCUUCGUGGAUUGUAGCGGUGUGCCUAACAUUGGAGUGUCUUGUUUCUGGUUCUGCUGUUUCAGUGAGUUGGUCUGCAAGCGUUCAAGCCUUUCUGAGGGAAUUUUCUAUUGAUUUUCCCGAGAAGAUAGGAGGUUCUCCAAUUGGUGUCACAGAUGGUGCUUUUGUCUUAACAGGUAAAUUAUUUGACCUCCCAGCAAUGAUGUUAACAGUAAUAUGUUCAGUUGUUUUAUGUUUGGGCGUUCAAGAAUCAGCCACAGUAAAUAAUUUUUUUGUGUUUAUAAAAUUUCUGGUUCUUGGGAUUUUUAUUCUUUAUGGUAUUUAUCACGCUACCACCAACUGGGGAGAUUUUGUCUACAACAUGACUCCAUUUAUUCCUCCUAAUGAAGGUUAUUUUGGUAAAUAUGGUAUAAGUGGAAUUCUUCGUGGAUCAGGUGUGGUAUUUUUUGCUAAUGUUGGUUUUGAUACCAUCUGCGCUAGUGCUCAGGAAUGCCGAAAUCCACAGCGUGAUAUUCCACGAGGUGUUAUCUACACUUUGUUAAUAUGCUCUGGGCUCUAUGUUUGUGUUACUCUCGUUCUUACUGGUAUGGUAAAGUAUACUAUUUUGAAUGUGGAUGCACCUGUGAUAAUGGCACUAGAAAAAGUUGGAGCUCCUGUAUUUUUACGUAUUCUUAUCGAUGUUGGUACUAUUUCUGGACUUAGUUCUGUUUGUUUUGCAUGUUAUUUUGCAAUGCCUCGCCUCACUAUGACCCUUUCUCAAGAUGGAUUAUUACCUCCCUUACUUUCACGUAUACAUCCACAAUUUCGAACUCCUGUAAAUGCCACCAUAUGUUCUGGUAUAGUUGGAGCUCUUAUUGGAGCUUUCUUCCCUUUGGGAAUGCUUGGUGAAAUAAUCUCAUUUGGUACCCUUGUCGCUUUUAUUAGCGUUUGUGUUUCAAUGUGGAAAAUGAGAAUUGAUUUUCCAGAUUUUCCAAGACCUUUUGUAGCUCCAUUAUUCCCUUUUGUACCUUUUAUGGGAAUAAUAUUUAACUGUAUUCAACUCUUCUCAUUACCUAUUGUGGCUUGGCGCAACUACGGUGUUAUUGUAGUUAUGACAUCCUUGUGGUAUAUUUUAUACGGUGUUCAUCAUAGUACUGGCCACCCCUCAAAUGGUUCUUCGCAGCGCACUAUUAGACAAACUGAGACAGUAGUGGGAUCAUGGAGGUCUGAGGAAGAAAAACGUAUGGAGGAUGCAUGUGCUUUAGAGCUUCCACUGGAGCAUAUUGGAAAAAGGAGGAGGUUAUCAGCAUCGUCUAGGACUUGA